This is a messenger RNA of Procambarus clarkii (red swamp crayfish), 921 nucleotides long. Lineage: Eukaryota; Metazoa; Arthropoda; Malacostraca; Decapoda; Cambaridae. The record is from RefSeq and is a predicted model, not a curated record.
AUGGGUUUAAUAAAAAUUAACAUAGAUCGUGGAAAAACAGAACAUCGUUCAUUUACAGACAUUUGGAGUUGUUGCUUGGGUUGUCAAGGCCUUGGCGACGGGACGCUGGUGCUGGUAUAUAACACCUCGGGAACACAUCUCAUCAUCCAGUUCGUGACAGAACUUGAUCCAGUCAACACCAAUAUGAAGUUGGUGUUAGUGUCCUUGGCCUUGGCUAUGCUGGCCGUAUCUGGCUUGGCCAGGCCAGGUGGACAUGGAGGCGGUGGCGGCGGCUAUGGAGGAGGCGGUGGCGGCCAUGGAGGUGGUGGUGGCCAUGGAGGUGGUGGCGGCCAUGGAGGUGGUGGCGGCGGCGGCGGCGGUUAUUCUGGUGGUUCUUCUACCAGCGGCUUCAGUUUUGGUGGUCAUGGAGGCGGUGGUGGUGGCGGUGGCGGCCAUGGUGGUGGUGGAGGCGGCGGCCAUGGAGGUGGCGGUGGCGGGUAUGGAGGCGGUGGCAGCGGAGGUUAUGGAGCUGGUUCAUCAUCCAGUAGUUUCAGUCUCGGAGGCGGUGGAGGAGGCCAUGGAGGUGGCGGUGGAGGAGGCCAUGGGGGUGGCGGUGGAGGAGGCCAUGGAGGUGGUGGUGGUGGUGGUCAUGGAGGUGGCGGCUAUGGAGGUGCUGGUGGUGGUGGUGGCGGCGGUGGCGGUGGUGGUGGAGGCGGCGGCCAUGGAGGUGGCGGUGGCGGGUAUGGAGGCGGUGGCAGCGGAGGUUAUGGAGCUGGGUCAUCAUCCAGUAGUUUCAGCCUCGGAGGCCAUGGAGGUGGCGGUGGAGGAGGCCAUGGAGACCCAGAGACUCAUCAAGACAUUAUUCAGUCAGUCACAGUGAGAGGUUGUGUUAGCUGGAGCUCCGAUUGUCGUAUUAUUACCAUAGCAAUAUGGAAGGUGUAG